Molecule: messenger RNA, 1550 nt
Organism: Polyodon spathula (Mississippi paddlefish)
Lineage: Eukaryota; Metazoa; Chordata; Actinopteri; Acipenseriformes; Polyodontidae
Product: protein unc-93 homolog A-like
Exons: 7
Coding region: 99-1343 (414 amino acids)
Source: RefSeq, a predicted model, not a curated record
GUUUUUAACAACCAGAAGAGUUUUUGCCAUUAUCAUGUAGACAUUCUUCAGUUUGGCUGCCUGACACACAGAUUAAUUGCCUUUUAAACUGAGAAGAAAUGGGUAGCAAUUUGAAAAAUAUCCUAAUCGUUUCCUUAGGAUUUCUGUUUUUAUUUACAGCUUAUGGAGGACUUCAGAGUCUACAGAGCAGCCUGAAUGCAGAUGAAGGCCUAGGAACGGCCUCCUUAGGUGUUAUCUAUGGAACCAUUAUACUUUCCUCUAUGUUCCUACCACCAAUUCUAAUUAAGAAUCUGGGCUGCAAGUGGACCAUUGUUGUAUCCAUGGGCUGCUAUGUAGCAUAUUCUCUAGGAAACCUUUACUCAUCAUGGGAAACGCUGAUUCCCACGUCUAUAAUUCUAGGGUUGGGAGGGGCUCCUCUUUGGUCAACAAAGUGCACCUACUUGACCAUCAGUGGAAACAUGCAGGGAAAGAAGGAGAACAAAGAAGGCAGAGACAUAAUCAACCAGUACUUUGGGAUCUUCUUUCUAAUAUUUCAGUCUUCUGCAGUGUGGGGCAAUCUGAUGUCAUCGCUGAUAUUUGAGCUGGCUGAUGACAGAGGUGUUGGCGUAUUGUCUGUGAUCCUGGUGGCUGUGUUUCUAGAUGACCUGGACAAGGAAGCAGCCCAGGAGUUCAGAGACAAAAGGCAGCCAUUGUUCUCAGUUUUCCUAGCUACUUUCAAGCAUCUCCGAGACAAGCGACAGGUCCUGCUUAUCCCCAUGACAAUGUACAGCGGCUUUGAGCAGGGCUUCCUCGCCGGAGACUACAACAAGUCCUAUGUGACCUGUGCUCUUGGAAUACGAUAUGUUGGCUAUUCGAUGAUCUGCUCUGGUGCUACAAACUCCCUUUUUUCAUUUGCCUUUGGAAAGCUGUCACAUUAUACUGGAAGAAUCGCCCUAUUUGCCCUAGGUACAGUCACUAACUUGUCAUGUAUAAUAGGCCUGUUUCUUUGGAAACCUCAUCCUGAUGACUUGGCAGUGUUCUUUGUGUUUUCUGGCCUUUGGGGAAUGGCUGACGCUGUGUGGCAGACACAAACAAAUGCUCUUUAUGGAGUUCUAUUUGAAGAACAUAAGGAGGCAGCAUUUGCCAACUAUAAACUGUGGGAGUCUGUGGGCUUUGUAAUAGCCUUUGGGUACAGCAACUAUUUAUGUGUGGAUGUUAAGCUGUAUGUUGUGCUUGCUGUGUUGGUGGUAGGCAUGGUACUCUAUGGCUGUGUGGAAUACAUUGAAUACAAGAAUCCUACUGCCUGCACUGAGAACGAGCUAGAGGUAGAAAAGAAACCAUCUAUUGCCCAGUCUAUAUUGUAGUGAAGUAUUGUGGUUGACUCUGCACAAAAUAAUAUUCUUUUCUUUUAAUACAAUAAAAUACAAAAAGAAAGGUCUCAUCCACAUACAGUACGUCUCCCUAGGUUAAACAAAGAGCAUGUUGUGCGUUCUGUACAUUACAAUUAUAUAUGUAGCUCGAUAUGUGUAACAACUGUUUUAAUACUUGUAAUUGAUCUAAAUAAAAAAUAU